Molecule: messenger RNA, 2246 nt
Organism: Acromyrmex echinatior (Panamanian leafcutter ant)
Lineage: Eukaryota; Metazoa; Arthropoda; Insecta; Hymenoptera; Formicidae
Source: RefSeq, a predicted model, not a curated record
UAACACGCUCUAUUUCUUAUCAGCUGUCCUAUAAAAUGAAAUUUUCUAUCGGAGAAUCUUCUCAUUUCUUCUAGCAAUACAUAAGGUUAUGUUUUGCGUAGUUUCGUGAUGCAAAUCGAUGAUAGAAACAUGCGCACGAUCUACAGUCGACUACAGUGUUCAGAAUGUCGACGGAGAGAGACUGGCAGUUCAUAGAGUUCAGUCACAUUUCCCUUUGUGGCCUUUUGCCACCGUUUAUAUCAUUUAGUUCGUUCCCUCCAUGCGAGCCCGGUUGAUUUAAUAAAUCUCAACGAGAUCCUGCAUUCCAUUUACAAAGGAAAAUUACAUCUAACGUCAUAGUUUCAUACGUGGCAGUCUGGCAGUUCGACGCGCGAGGAAUGCGAGGUUUGUGCGAUUACUGCGAUUACAGUAUUAAUAAUCGGUCUUUUUUAUUACGAUCGACGUAAACAUUUCUUUUCCCUCUUUCUCCUUCGAUGAAAAGAACUGGAUCAAAGAAGAGAUUUAUGUAUAUAUGCUUUUGUGAAUGAAUUACAGAUCGUUUUUAUCACGGAAAGAUCAAGUUAUCAGAGAGAUACUUAAAAAUUACUAUAAAUCACGUCUGACGAGAUAACAAUUGAGUUAUAAAUAUAAGUAUCACAACGGCUUCAUUAGGCUUAUUUCUUAAUAUUUCAAUGUUGCUCACCUAUUUGUUACAUUCUUUUAAUGAGAAAUAUCUGUUUUAAAAGAUUUAAAUCGCACGCAUUGGUACAAACGUUCCGUUAAAAUACCCUUUAAAUUAACAUAAGUAUUAAUUUCAAUAAUAUCGCAGUAUUUAAAUCUAGUAUUUAAUAUUCCCGAUCAGAUUUCAGUAUUUCGAAAGUAUUGUCGAGUUUCGUAAAUUAAUUUAUUAAUAAAUACGAAAGUAGAAGAAAUCAAGAUCAUGAGUCAAACUAAAAACAAUGUUAAUUUGAGCGACGUGAGUGACAAGUUCACGAAAGAGGUGCUAGUAGACGUUCUUCGUAAAGUAUAUGACGGGAAGAAGGUGCAGUUGACAGAUUGGAAUUUUGGCGAGGGAUUUGCCAAGGGUGAUAGCUACUUGUCAACUGUUAACAAGGGUAUCCUGCAUGGUAUUGUGGACGGGCAACAAGUGCAAGUUAAUUUCGUCGUAAAAUCAAUUCCCAAAAAUGUUGGCAGGAGAAAGACUUUCAGGAGCGAAGAUUUUUUCAGUAACGAAAUCAUGUUCUAUACAAAGAUUAUCCCUAAGGUUGAAAAAUUCUUAGCAGAGAGAGGACAGAGCAAUUUGCUGCGCAUACCACGUUACUUGGCUUCUUACGUGGAUGGUGAAAAUGAUUUUAUAGUCUUAGAAGAUGUCUCUCCCCUAGGAUUUGGACCAGCGUCCAGGCAAAGCUGCCUGGACUGGGCGGAAUGUACAGUAAUCUUAGAAGCUUUGGCGAAAUUUCACGCAAUUUCAUUUGCAUACAGAGACCAACGAAAAGAAGAAUUCGUAGAAAUAACAAGCUAUUUAAAAGAAACCUACUUUGGUAAUCAUAACUGGAACUGGUACCAAAGAUUUCAUAAAAAGCUAGUUGAUAUAGCAAAACAUGCGUUAAUGACGGAAUAUCCUAACAGUAAAGCUGAAAAGCAAUUUAAUUCCUAUGAAUUUGGUACACUCUACGACAAGUGUACAGAAUUGUGUGAAGGAGAUGCCCCGACGUUUGUUAUAGCCGCGGGUGACUGUUGGGCCCCAAACUUUCUAGUCCGAGACAUUGGACAAAAUAAAAAAGAAGCACUAGUGCUGGAUUUUCAACUUGCACGUUGCGCUAGUCCUAUCACAGAUCUAUCCUUUUUAGUUUAUUCUUGCACUCAGAAGCCAUUUCGAGAUGAGUAUUAUAAUGACAUAUUGAAAGUUUAUCAUUCCGAAUUAAGCAGCGCCAUUAAAUCUCUUGGAUCUGAACCAGAAAAGAUUUAUCCGUGGGAUUUAUUUAUGAAAGAUGUGAAGAAAAAUUCCAUAUUUGGAUUAGUGUUCGCUCUGGAAGCUAUCCCAUUUUGUCUAUUGGACCCAUCACAAUCAUUUGAUUUAGAUGCUAUUAUCAAGGGCAACGAGACAGUAAAUAUUGCUGAUGUAUGGACAUUAUACAAUAUUAAAACAUCAAGUGGAAGACAAAGAUUAGCAGACGUAAUUGUUCAUGCAGUUGAGAAUGGUUAUUUAUGAAAAAAGGAUAUUAUUUAUAUGUAAUUCAUCUUUCUGCGUUAUAGAAAUUAUAAAG